Impatiens glandulifera is the source of this 3804-nucleotide messenger RNA. RefSeq lists its product as uncharacterized. NCBI's taxonomy places the organism in Eukaryota, Viridiplantae, Streptophyta, Magnoliopsida, Ericales, Balsaminaceae. Gene Ontology annotation, molecular function: glycosyltransferase activity. The transcript is spliced from 14 exons. The coding region runs from base 438 to 3587 and encodes 1049 amino acids. The record is from RefSeq and is a predicted model, not a curated record.
UGGCGGUUUCUCUCUCUUCUCUCUCUCUCUCUCUCCUCAGUCCUUGUUCACGUUUCUUCAGCUUACCUCCAAAUUAAUUGUACAGUACUUUUGUCACUGUAAAAUCCAUUUACUGAAAUUUGUUUACACACGCAAAGGGGCACACGAGAAAACUACAGGAAAAUAUGUUAUAGAUCUAUGGAGGCCCAUCCGUGACGACGAUCGGUGAUACCCAAAUCUUUGUACUUGCUUAAGUUAUAGUGUACCCUUUAGUCUCAACAGUAGCUGUCUUAAAAAUUAUAUACCUUUUUUGCUUUCUUUAAUUGAUGGAAGUAUAUGCACAAACCCCGUCUAUUGAAACAACAGCUAAUACCGGCGUUGUUCCUAUCUUCCUUCUUCGAAUCUCUGCUCAAUCGCGUUUAUUUCGAGUCUGUAUGAGUGUAUCUUGAGAGAGUUUAAUGGGUUCUCUUGAAAAUGGUACUUCAUUAAAGAGGGACAGUCCUUUUCUUCGUUCUUCUUCGCCGGUAGGCAGGAAUGAGAGACACCCAUUUGGUCAAAGACCCAGAUCGAGGUCUGCUAGAUGGUUAUUGUUAAAGAGGAUCCAUUAUUUGCACUGGAUUUGCGCAGUUGCCGUUUUCUUCUCUUUUGUAGUUCUUCUUCAGAUGCUUUUGCCCGGGUCGGGUUCUGAUAAAUCGGGAGUUCCGUGGAAGGUAAUGAAUAAUGACGGUUGGGAUUCAAUGUUUUGGGAUAAGAUUGGGGAAGUGGAUUUUGGGGAAGAUAUCAAGUUUGAGCCGUCCAGGUUAUUGAAUAAGUUGUUUCAGAAAGAGUCCAUUAAUGAGUUCAAUUCAUCUUCUCUGUUAAGAAGAGGAGUAAGAUUUGGUAACCGGAAGCCUCUUCUUGCUCUGAUUUUUGGAGAUCUUCAUAUCGAUUCACAACAGAUACUGACGAGUACAGUUUCCAUUGCAUUGCUGGAGAUUGGAUAUGAAAUUGAGGUUUACGCACUUGAAAAUGGUCCUGCAUAUUCUGUAUGGAGAAAAGUUGGCGCGCGAGUAAAUCUCAUUGGAACCGACAGCUCUAUGGCACAAGCUAUAGAUUGGUUAAAGUAUGAUGGCGUGAUUGUUACCUCUGUAGGAGCUAUGGAAGUUUUCUCUAGUCUUCUGCAGGAACCAUUCAAGAAUGUGCCUCUUGUAUGGACCAUCCAUGACAACAUACUUGCUGAUUAUUUGAAAACAUGUGUAUCGAACAACCAGGCUGAUAUUAUAAAUGAGUGGAAAAGAUUCUUCAACCGUGCCAAUGUUAUCGUCUUCCCAAACUAUGCACUACCGAUGUUUUACUCUGCAUUUGAUGCUGGGAACUAUUUUGUCAUUCCGGGUUCUCCAGCCGUAGCCUGGGAAGCAGAUACAAUUUUGGCUACAUAUAUAGAUGAUAAUCCCCGAGCUGAGAUGGGUUAUGGGCUUGACGAUUUCAUUAUUGUAAUUGUGGGAAGUAAAUUCUUGUACAAAAGUUUAUGGCUGGAACAUGCCCUCGUUUUAAAGGCAUUGUCACCAUUUUCCACUGAUCUUUUAUCCGAUAAAAGUUCUAAUGCACAGGUCAAGAUCAUCAUCUUGGCUGGUGAUUCUGCAAGUAACUAUAGUAUGGCCGUGGAGGCAAUAGCUCUCAACUUACAGUUCCCGAGGGAUAAUGUGAAGCAUGUUCCCGAUGAUGAAGAUUCAGACAGGUUACUGAAUCUGGCUAAUCUUGUCAUAUACGGGUCCUUCCUUGAAGAACAAUCUUUUCCGGAGAUUUUGAUUAAAGCUAUGUACAUGGGGAAACCAAUAAUUGCUCCAGAUUUGCCCAUGAUUAGCAAAUAUGUUCAUGAUAGGGUAAACAGUUAUCUUUUUCGGAAGGAUGAUAUAAACUCACUCACUCGAAUACUAAGAGAAGUGAUAUCGGAAGGAAAGUUAUCGCCUUUAGCUCGUAAUAUUGCAUCAGUCGCCCGAGAGGCUGCUAAGAACUUCAUGGUUUCGGAGACCAUCGAGGGAUAUGCAUUUCUCAUGGAGAAAAUACUCUAUCUCCCAUCGGAAGUUGCUGCCUGCAGACCCAUAUCGGAGAUUCCGGUGAAACUGAAAGGGGAAUGGCAAUGGUAUCUAUUCGAGUCCACUGCUGAUAAAAAAACACAUCUUAAAACGACGGUUAGGAGCAAUCAAUUUUUGGAGAAGAUAGUUGGACAGUGGAACCAGACUCGAUCUGAGGUGGUUUCUCGUGUUCAAGUUCCUCCUCUAAACGAAACGUUAUUGUAUUCUAUCUGGGAGGAAGAGAAGUACGUUGAGAUGGUCAAUACGAAGAAAAGAAGGGAAGAAGAAGAGUUGAAGGACAGAACCGAUCAACCUCGGGGGACAUGGGAUGAAGUAUACCGAAGUUCCAAACGGGCUGAUCGUACUAAGAAUGAUUUGCAUGAAAGGGAUGAUGGGGAGCUUGAAAGGACAGGGCAACCGUUAUGCAUAUAUGAACCAUUCAUCGGGGAGGGAACCUGGCCUUUCUUGCAUCAUUCAUCUCUUUACCGUGGAAUUGGGCUGUCUACAAGAGGCCGAAGGCCUGGUGGAGAUGAUAUUGAUGCACCUUCUCGACUUCCACUUCUCAACAACCCUUACUAUCGAGACGCCUUUGGUGACUAUGGAGCAUUUCUUGCUAUAGCUAACCGGGUCGAUCACAUUCACAGAAAUGCAUGGAUUGGGUUCCAAUCCUGGAGAGCUACCGCACAAAAGGAAUCUUUGUCGAAGGCGGCUGAAACUGCACUUUUAGAUGCUAUCAAUGCACGAAAGCAUGGAGACACCCUAUACUUUUGGGUUGGUUUGGAUAAGGAUCCUCGGAACCGAUUACAACAGGACUUUUGGUCAUUUUGUGAUGCUAUCAAUGCUGGGAAUUGCAAAUUUGUGUUUUUGGAGACUCUGAAACGCAUGUAUGGAAUAAAGACUAACUUCACGUCUCUUCCUUCAAUGCCUGCUGAUGGUGACACAUGGUCCGUAAGGCAUAGUUGGGUUUUGCCAACCAAAUCCUUUUUGGAGUUUGUAAUGUUCUCCAGGAUGUUUGUUGAUGCAUUGGACGCACAAAUGUACAUAGGACAACCAAAACACGGGCAUUGUUACCUUAGCAUAUGGAAGGACAAGCAUUGCUACUCUCGGGUGCUGGAGCUACUUGUGAAUGUUUGGGCAUAUCAUAGUGGGAGGCAUAUGGUGUAUGUGAAUCCAAACACGGGGGCUAUGCAAGAACAACACGCCCUUAAGAAUCGGAGGAGGGGUCAGAUGUGGGUGAAGUGGUUUGAGUACACCACCCUCAAGAGCAUGGACGAGGAUCUAGCCGAAGAGGCAGAAUCUGACCAUCCAUCUAAUGAAUGGCUAUGGCCAUCGACGGGUGAGGUCUUCUGGCAAGGAAUGUAUGAAAAGGAAAGGAAUCAGAAGAACAUGGAGAAAGAGAAGAAAAAGAAACAAAGUAAAGACAAGCUAGAUAGGAUGAGAAGAAAACAUCACCAGAAGACCAUAGGAGGCAAAUACUUGAAGCCGUCGCCCGAGGAGGAGGACUUAGACUCGAACUCGACCACGACCACGGUUCUAGCUAGACGUUUAAGGUAGAUGAAGUUGGUGAGUCUAACACUCUAAUUUGAUAGCUUAUUCAUUUCUUCUUUUAUUUACCAUAAUAUAUUUUUUUUCAAUUUAGGUUCAUUCUUGUAAGGAAAAAAGGUCCAAAAUAGUGUGAUUAUUUAUUUUAUGUAACAAUUAUUGAUGCAUCCUUAUGAUUGUCAAUGGAUGCUUGAAAAUGUAUACUCUAAUUGUUCUGAACUUAUCUUUU